AUGUCACUCCUAUCGAGGGCUAUGUUACCCUUACUUCAAGUUUCUCUGAUUGGCGCUGGCCUCACCUCCGCGGCCACACCGUACGCCCUGCAACAACCCCCUUUGACAACAGAUUGGACGGAAGAAGUCGGCACGAACCCGUGGCCUGAGUAUCCUCGGCCCCAGCUACAGCGGCCGCAAUGGCAGAACUUGAACGGGGUCUGGCAGUAUCGGGAUGCUAGAAAUGCGGCUGCAAUUGAUUCGCCGCCCUUUGGGCAGAGUCUUGAUACGGAGGUGUUGGUGCCAUCUUGUUUGGAGAGUGGUCUUUCUGGUCUCCAAGGCCAAAGCCUAUUCUACUCAUGGCUUUCGACAAACUUUACUGUUUCUGAGGACUGGCAAGGCAACAGUGUCCUCCUAAACUUUGGGGCAGUGGACAAUGAAGCUACGGUCUUCAUUAAUGGACAGAACGUCGCGUUCCAUCGUGGAGGGUACUUUGAAUUUACAGUUGACGUGACGGAGUAUGUCAAUUUCAAGGGGUCUAAUGAACUGCUGGUUUUUGUCUACGACCCAACAGACACGUCUGGCACUAUGGUCCCCCUGGGCAAGCAGACACUGAACCCCUCGCACAUCUUUUACAGACCAUGCAGUGGCAUUUGGCAAAGCGUCUGGCUCGAGUCUGCCCCGGCCGAGCACAUUUCCAAGCUAGAUGUCAAUGCUGAUAUGAACGGCGAGGUCACCGUCACCGUCCAUAGCACGUCAAACAGCACUAGUGAUGUGAAAGUCACUAUUGAAGAUGGCUCAGACACAGUCGCCACACACUCCGGAUCCGCAAACACCGAGUUCAAAUUCAAAGUUGAUAACGUCAAGCUCUGGGCUCCUGAUACACCGAACUUGUACAACAUCACUGUAACCCUUGGAGAUGACACAGUCACCAGCUACACGGGUUUUCGCACCAUCUCCAAAGGCGAGGUCAAUGGGGUCGUCCGUCCGCUUGUGAAUGGGGAAUUCAAAUUCCUCUUUGGCACUCUUGACCAGGGAUUCUGGCCUGAUGGACUUUACACACCACCCACAAGAGAAGCAAUGGUUUAUGAUCUGAAGGUGCUGAAGGAUCUGGGAUUCAACAUGGUGCGGAAGCAUAUCAAAGUCGAGCCAGCCCUCUUCUACCGCGCCUGCGAUGAACUCGGCCUCCUCGUCAUCCAGGACAUGCCCUCUAUGCCCCUGCGCACUCCUAACGCAGCGCAGCAGGUGGAGUUUGCCCGCCAACUUGAGCUCUUGAUUAACCAGCUCAAGAAUUAUCCUAGUAUCUAUACAUGGGUUGUGUACAACGAAGGCUGGGGCCAGCUCACCACAGCGCCGGAAAUCGCCCUCACCGAGCGCGUCAGGGAGUUAGACCCAACACGCCUCGUAGACUCAACCUCCGGGUGGAAUGACCAUGGCGCUGGAGACUACAGUGACAACCACCACUACGCCAACCCGCAAUGCGGUACCCCCUUCUACUCCUCCCCUUCAGUCGCCUACGACCCGCAAAGAAUCGGCAUGCAGGGCGAAUUCGGCGGGAUCGGCCACAAUGUCUCGAUCGAGAACCUGUGGAACGUACAAGCGGCAAUCAACACCAUCCCAGAAACAUACGAGAUUGACGAGGACUUGGAUACUUGGAACUACCGCGCGCACUAUCUGCUCUCUGAGUUGACUGAGCAGGUUACAAAGUUUGCGUGCAGCGCAGCGGUCUGGACUCAGACCACUGAUGUUGAGGGAGAAGUCAACGGGCUACUCACGUAUGAUCGAAGAGUGCAGAGGACGGAUGUGGAGCAGUGGAAGGAGGAUAUCAGAGGGCUAUAUAAGGCUGCGAGGGAUAGGGCUUAAGCUGAUGGGCACCGGAAUACAUGGUUAUGAUGAUAUGACAAGUGGCGUUUAUGUUCAUCUUGAUUUGACAUGAUUCCUGUACAUUCAUUUUGAAGUAUAUGUUCUGCAUUUCUAUUGUACAUCAUUUGGAAAUGAACAAACUCUAUUCAGUAGCACA
Messenger RNA from Aspergillus nidulans FGSC A4, 1999 nucleotides. Its product is annotated as putative hydrolase. Bases 1 to 1842 code for a protein of 613 amino acids. The transcript is spliced from 7 exons. Gene Ontology annotation, molecular function: hydrolase activity, hydrolyzing O-glycosyl compounds. Gene Ontology annotation, biological process: carbohydrate metabolic process. The record is from RefSeq and is a predicted model, not a curated record. NCBI's taxonomy places the organism in Eukaryota, Fungi, Ascomycota, Eurotiomycetes, Eurotiales, Aspergillaceae.